Messenger RNA from Rosa chinensis, 12181 nucleotides. RefSeq names its product E3 ubiquitin-protein ligase UPL1. Lineage: Eukaryota; Viridiplantae; Streptophyta; Magnoliopsida; Rosales; Rosaceae. The transcript has 16 exons. Gene Ontology annotation, molecular function: protein binding; ubiquitin-protein transferase activity. The coding region runs from base 322 to 11655 and encodes 3777 amino acids. The record is from RefSeq and is a predicted model, not a curated record. Gene Ontology annotation, biological process: positive regulation of protein catabolic process; protein polyubiquitination; proteasome-mediated ubiquitin-dependent protein catabolic process.
GUCUCAGUUAUUUAUUUCUCCUCAAUUUCUCUCUACUUCUCUCUCUCUCUCUCUCUCUCUCUCUCGCUCGCUCUGCGAUCUCAUCAAAACCCUAAUUUUGAUCGCAAACCUUCAAUUUCCUUCCGAUCAUCGGAGCUCAGCGAUCCGAUCAUCGUGAAAUUGCGUAAACAAAACCUUCACUCAGUUCGUUAUUCCAAUCACUGCUAGUUUUUGUUCCGAACCAAUUCAGUCUCUGCUCUUCGAUCAAUUAUUGAUAUUCCGGCGAUUGAUCGGUUCGCAAUUCAAAGCCGUUCUGAUUCGGGCAAUGCUUUCAGUUCCAACAUGAAGUUGAAGAGAAGGAGGGCCGUGGAAGUGCCUCCGAAAAUUAGAUCCUUCAUCAACAGCGUCACUGCUGUUCCACUUGAGAAUAUAGAGGAACCUUUAAAAGGUUUUGUCUGGGAGUACGAUAAGGGAGAUUUCCAUCAUUGGGUUGAUCUGUUCAACCAUUUUGAUUCAUUUUUUGAGAAGCAUAUAAAAUCUAGGAAGGACUUGCAGGUUGAGGAUAAUUUUCUCGACUCUGAUCCUCCUUUUCCAAGAGAAGCUCUUCUUCAAGUUCUCCGCGUGAUAAGAAUAAUUUUGGAGAACUGCACAAAUAAACACUUCUACAGUUCAUAUGAGCAGCAUCUCUCAUCUUUGCUUGCUUGCACCGAUGCGGAUGUGGUUGAGGCUUGCCUGCAGACUCUGGCUGCAUUUUUGAAGAAAACAGUAGGAAAGUAUUCCAUCAGAGAUGCUUCACUAAAUUCAAAGUUGUUUGCUCUUGCACAAGGUUGGGGAGGAAAGGAAGAGGGUCUUGGAUUAAUUGCCUGUGCAGUACAGGAUGGUUGUGACCCUAUUGCUUAUGAGUUAGGAUGCACCCUUCACUUUGAGUUUUAUGCGUUGAAAGAUGCAAGUGAAUUACCAACCACAGAACAGCAGACCCAAGGUUUACAAAUCAUUCAUUUACCUAACAUCAACACUCAUCCAGAGACUGAUCUUGAGCUUUUGAGUAAGCUAAUUGCCGAAUACAAAGUACCCAGUAGUUUGAGAUUUGCUUUAUUGACAAGAUUGCGUUUUGCAAGGGCUUUCGGCUCUUUAGCUACUCGUCAACAGUAUGCCUGCAUUCGUCUGUAUGCCUUCAUAGUUCUUGUUCAAGCAAAUAGUGAUGGCGAUGACCUUGUUUCUUUCUUCAACACUGAACCGGAGUUUGUCAAUGAACUAGUGUCAUUAUUGAGCUUGGAAGAUGUAGUUCCUGAGAAAAUUCGAAUUCUAUGUCUUCUUUCAUUGGUUGCUCUUUCUCAAGAUCGGGCCCGACAGCCUAAUGUUUUGACUGCUGUCACAUCUGGUGGGCAUCGUGGAAUCCUAUCCAGCCUCAUGCAGAAGGCCAUUGAUUCCGUCAUCAGUGAUACAUCAAAGUGGUCUGUUGUUUUUGCUGAGGCUCUGUUAUCUCUUGUUACAGUUUUGGUUUCAUCAUCAUCCGGUUGUUCAGCCAUGCGUGAAGCUGGAUUUAUCCCCACCCUUCUCCCUUUGCUUAAAGAUACAAAUCCACAGCACCUACAUUUGGUCAGCACAUCUGUGCAUAUUUUAGAAGCUUUUAUGGAUUACAGUAAUCCAGCUGCUGCAUUGUUCAGGGACUUGGGCGGUUUAGAUGAUACCAUCUCUCGCCUGCAGCUGGAAGUGUCUCAUGUAGAAAAUGGGCCAAAACAACAAGAUGAAGAUUCUAGUACCUCUGGAAGUGCACAAGUAGUUGCAGGAACUUCCACUGAGAUAGACAGCAUGCAACCUCUGUAUUCAGAACCUCUUGUUUCAUAUCAUCGACGACUGCUGAUGAAAGCUCUACUGCGUGCUAUAUCUCUGGGGACUUAUGCACCUGGAAAUACUGCCCGUGUUUAUGGCUCGGAGGAGAGCCUAUUGCCGCAAUGCUUAUGCAUAAUCUUUAAAAGGGCAAAAGAUUUUGGUGGUGGGGUGUUUUCACUUGCGGCUUCUGUCAUGAGUGAUUUAAUUCACAAAGAUCCUACCUGUUUUCCAGUUUUAGAUGAAGCAGGUCUUCCUUCUACCUUUCUGGAUGCUAUAAUGGAUGGCGUUCUUUGCUCAACAGAGGCCAUUACAUGCAUCCCACAGUGUCUGGAUGCCCUGUGUCUAAAUAAUAAUGGUCUUCAGGCUGUGAAAGAUCGCAAUGCAUUGAGGUGCUUUGUGAAGAUAUUUACUUCAAGAACCUAUCUGCGUGCUCUAACAAGUGAUACACCUGUCUCCCUAUCUAGUGGAUUGGAUGAAUUAAUGCGCCAUGCCUCCUCAUUACGUGGUCCUGGUGUGGAUAUGCUAAUUGAGAUUUUAAAUGUCAUCUCAAAAAUUGGACAUGGGGGUGAUUCUUUUCUCAUGUCAACCGAACUUUUAUCUUCUUCUACUCCUGUUCCCAUGGAAACUGAUGGAGAAGAAAGGAAUGUAGUCAUGUCAGAUGAUAGGGAGUCAUCCAAGAUGGAUAGUUCGGAGCAGGGAACUGAAACAUCUUCUGAUUCUUUAGUGGGAAAUGCUGAAGUAUUGCUUCCUGAUUGUGUGAGCAAUGUUGCACGUCUUCUUGAAACUAUACUUCAGAAUGGUGACACUUGUCGUAUAUUUGUGGAGAAGAAGGGAAUAGAAGCUGUCCUGCAGUUGUUUACCUUGCCUUUAAUGCCUCUUUCUGUUUCAGUUGGUCAGAGUAUAUCUAUUGCAUUUAAAAACUUCUCACCACAACAUUCUGCUUCUUUGGCUCGGGCGGUAUGUUCAUUUUUGAGAGAGCAUCUGAAAUCAACAAAUGAACUCUUAGUUUCAGUUGGUGGGACUCAACUUUCUUUGGUGGAAUCUGCAAAGCAAACUAAGGUUUUGAAGCAUCUUUCCAGUCUUGAAGCUAUUCUGUCUCUGUCUAAUGUUCUAUUGAAAGGGACGACUACUGUGGUGUCUGAACUGGGUGCAGCAGAUGCUGAUGUAUUGAAAGAUCUUGGGAGUACAUACAGGGAAAUCCUUUGGCAAAUCUCUCUGUGUAAUGAUGUCAAGUCUGAUGAGAAGAUCAAUGCUGAACAAGAACAAGACAUUGCUGAGGCAGCUCCAUCUAAUGCUUCGGGAAGGGAGAGUGAUGAUGAUGCUAAUACUCCCAUGGUGAGAUACAUGAACCCAGUUUCUAUUAGGAAUCAGCCCUUUUGGGGUGGAGAGCGUGAGUUCCUUUCAGUUGUUCGCAGUGGUGAAGGUUUGCACCGUCGUAGUACUCGGCAUGGGAUUACACGCAUGAGAGGAGGAAGGACAGGCCGGCAUUUGGAGGCUUUACAUAUUGAUUCUGAAUCUUCUUCCACAGUAUCGGAGGCAACUACAUCCCAGGAUUUGAAAAAGAAAAGUCCUGAUGUGCUUGUUACAGAAAUUCUUAACAAGCUCGCUUCCACUCUACGUUCCUUCUUCACAGCUCUUGUCAAGGGAUUCACAUCACCAAAUAGGCGUAGAGUUGACUCUGGAUCAUUGAGUUUGGCCUCAAAAACUCUUGGAACUGCCCUAGCUAAAGUUUAUCUUGAGGCUCUUAUUUUCCCUGGGCAUUCUACUUCAGCUGGGCUUGAUACUUCAUUAUCAGUCAAGUGUCGAUACCUUGGAAAAGUUGUGGAUGAUAUGAUGGCACUUACAUUUGAUAGCAGACGACGCACUUGUUAUACUGCAACAAUUAAUAAUUUCUAUGUCCAUGGUACCUUUAAGGAGCUGCUCACAACGUUUGAAGCUACUAGUCAGUUGUUAUGGACCCUACCAUAUUGUAUGCCAACAUCAGGCAUUGAUCAGGAAAAGACAGGUGAAGGCAGUAAACUGUCCCAUAGUUCAUGGCUGCUUGAGACUCUACAAAGCUAUUGCCGUGUGCUGGAGUAUUUUGUUAAUUCUUCUUUACUCUUAUCUACAACCUCUGCAUCCCAGGCACAGUUGCUUGUUCAGCCAGUUGCAGUUGGUCUAUCAAUUGGGCUUUUUCCUGUGCCAAGGGAACCAGAAGUUUUUGUUCGUAUGCUUCAGUCUCAAGUUCUUGAUGUAAUACUUCCUAUCUGGAACCACCCCAUGUUUCCAAAUUGUAGUCCAGGAUUCGUUGCUUCCAUUGUUUCACUUGUUAUGCAUGUAUAUUCUGGUGUGGGAGAUGUGAAGCAGAAUCGCAGUGGCAUUGCUGGAACUGCAAACCAAAGAUUCAUGCCUCCACCACUUGAUGAAGCUACUAUUACUACCAUUAUGGAGAUGGGUUUUUCAAGGGUCAGAGCAGAAGAAGCGCUUAGGAGGGUGGAAACAAAUAGCGUUGAAAUGGCCAUGGAGUGGCUUUGCAGCCAUGCUGAGGAUCCUGUGCAGGAGGAUGAUGAACUGGCCCGGGCACUUGCUCUAUCACUGGGAAAUUCAUCUGAAACAUCUAAAGCUGAUAAUGUUGACAAGUCUGUAGAUGUGCUGGCAGAAGAGAGUUGUGUGAAAGCUCCUCCAGUUGAUGAUAUUCUUGCUGCAUCAGUUAAGUUGUUUCAGAGCAGUGACACAAUGGCCUUCCCAUUGACAGAUUUGCUUGUGACACUUAGCAAUCGGAACAAAGGUGACGACCGUCCUAAAGUUGCAUCUUAUCUAAUUCAGCAGCUCAAGCUUUGUCCAUUGGAUUUUUCUAAGGAUACCAGUUCUUUGAGUAUGUUAUCACAUGUCAUAGCAUUGCUGCUUUCUGAGGAUGGAAGUACAAGGGAAAUUGCUGCACAGAAUGGUAUUGUGUCUGCUGCAGUAGAUAUCUUAAUGAAUUUUAAGGCCAAAGACGAGUCAGGCAAUGAACUUCUUGUUCCAAAAUGUAUUAGUGCUCUACUGCUUAUUUUGGAUAACAUGUUGCAAUCAAGGCCCAGAAUUUCUGAGAACAUUGAAGAGACUCAGACAGGAUCUCUGUCUGAACUAUCUGGAGAGCGUACUUCCUUGUCAAUCCCUGAUGCAGUUACAGAGAAAAAACAGGAUACGGAUGCCCAGGAAAAAGAUAGUGGCACUGGAUUUGAGAAAAUAUUGGGCAAAUCAACUGGUUAUUUGACUAUGGAAGAGAGUCAAAAGGUGCUGGCCGUUGCCUGUGAUUUGAUAAAGCAGCAUGUCCCAGCUAUGAUCAUGCAGGCUGUUUUACAGCUGUGUGCUCGUUUGACGAAAACUCAUGCUCUUGCUUUGCAGUUUCUUGAACAUGGAGGAUUAGCGGCUCUUUUUGGCCUUCCCAGAAGUUGUUUUUUCCCUGGAUAUGACACUGUUGCAUCUGCUAUUGUUCGCCAUCUCCUUGAAGAUCCGCAAACACUGCAAACAGCUAUGGAAUUGGAAAUUCGCCAAACACUGAGUGGCAACAGGCAUGGUGCACGUACUUCUGCAAGGACAUUUUUGACAUCAAUGGCACCUGUAAUCUCUAGAGAUCCGGUUGUUUUUAUGAAAGCUGCUGCUGCUGUUUGUCAGUUGGAGACAUCAGCAGGUAGGACAUUCAUUGUCUUAAUGAAGGAAAAAGAAAAGGAAAAGGACAAACCUAAAGCAUCUGGUGGUGAGGUUGGAUUAUCUUCCAAUGAAUCUAUCCGUAUUCCUGAAAAUAAAGUACAUGAUGGAUCAGGUAAAUGCUUGAAAGGUCACAAGAAGAUCCCUGCUAAUCUUACUCAAGUGAUUGAUCAGCUGCUUGAAAUUGUUUUGAAAUACUAUUUUCCAAAGAGCCAGGAAGAUUGUCAGAAUAACCUGUCUUCUAUGGAGGUAGAUGAACCUGCUACCAAGGUAAAGGGUAAAUCAAAGGUUGAUGAGACAAGGAAAGUGGAGUCUGAAUCUGAAAGAUCUGCAGGGCUGGCGAAGGUAACAUUUGUUCUCAAGUUACUGAGUGAUAUUCUUCUCAUGUAUGUACAUGCAGUUGGUGUUAUACUUAAACGGGAUUUGGAAUUGGCUCAAUUACGGGUAGCUAAUCAACUGGAAGGUCCUGGACAUGGUGGUAUACUUCAUCAUGUGAUUCAUCGAUUGCUUCCACUCACCAUUGAUAAAUCUGCUGGACCUGAUGAAUGGAGAGACAAGUUAUCUGAAAAAGCUUCUUGGUUCCUGGUAGUUCUGUGUGGUCGUUCUGGUGAAGGGCGUAGAAGAGUAAUUAAUGAGCUUGUGAAAGCAUUAUCAUCAUUUUCAAACAUUGAUGGUAAUUCUUCGAAGAGCAUCUUAUUGCCAGAUAAAAAGGUGUAUGCUUUUGUGGAUUUGGUGUACUCUAUUUUGUCUAAAAAUUCAUCAUCAAGCAACUUACCUGGUACGGGGUUUUCACCUGACAUAGCAAAAAGCAUGAUAGAUGGGGGAAUGAUUCAGUGUCUGACUAGUAUUCUCCAGGUGAUUGAUUUGGACCAUCCUGAUGCUCCCAAAACUGUGAAUCUCAUACUCAAGGCUUUAGAAAGUCUAACCAGGGCUGCUAAUGCUAGUGAGCAAUAUUUUAAAUCUGAUGAGACAAACAAGAAAAAGUCCAUGGUGUUAAAUAGAAGAUCUGAUGAUCAGGUAACUACUCCAGCUGAUGAUACAUUGGGGCAUAAUCAGAAUACAAGCAGUGAGCAGGAUGUCAGAGAUGCAGUGCCAACUGAACAACAGGAUCAAGGAACUUCUCAAAGUGAAGGUAAUCCUGAUGCAACUCCGAACCAGUCAGGGGAACAUGAUAUGAGAAUUGAAGUUGAAGGACCAUUGGCUUCUAACCAACCCAUGGAGCUUGGGAUGGAUUUUAUGCGUGAAGAGAUGGAAGAAGGCAAUGUGUUACACAACAAUGACCAAAUUGAAAUGACUUUUCGUGUUGAGGGUAGGGCAGAUGAUGACAUGGGUGAUGAAGAUGAUGACAUGGGUGAUGAUGGUGAGGAUGAUGAGGAUGAUGAUGAUGGAGAGGAUGAGGAUGAGGAUAUAGCAGAAGAUGGUGGCGGCAUGAUGUCUCUGGCUGAUACUGAUGUGGAAGACCAUGAUGAUACUGGCCUGGGAGAUGAUUAUAAUGAUGAGAUGAUUGAUGAAGAUGAUGAUGAUUUCCAUGAGAAUCGUGUCAUAGAAGUGAGAUGGAGGGAAGCCCUUGACGGGCUUGAUCAUUUACAUGUACUUGGGCAACCUGGAGCUGCAAGUGGUCUGAUUGAUGUUGCUGCCGAACCUUUUGAAGGGGUUAAUGUGGAUGACCUUUUUGGUCUACGAAGGCCGUUAGGUUUUGAUCGACGUCGUCAGACGAGUAGGUCUUCCUUUGAGCGAUCUGUUGCAGAAGCAAAUGGCUUUCAACAUCCUCUCCUUGUAAGGCCUCCCCAGUCUGGAGAUUUGGUAUCCAUGUGGUCAGCAGGUGGAAAUUCAUCCCGGGACUUAGAAGCUCUAUCAUCAGGGAGCUUUGAUGUAGCUCAUUUCUACAUGUUUGAUGCUCCUGUUCUUCCAUAUGAUCAUGUUCCAAGCAAUCUUUUCGGUGACCGUUUGGGUGGUGCAGCCCCGCCACCAUUGACUGAUUAUUCUGUAGGUAUGGAUUCAUUGCAGUUAUCGGGACGAAGAGGCCCAGGUGAUGGCCGGUGGACUGAUGAUGGCCAGCCUCAAGCAGGUGCUCAUGCUGCUGCUAUUGCUCAGGCAGUUGAGGAACAGUUUAUAUCCCAAUUGCGCAGUCUUGCUCCUGUUGACACCCCUGUUGAACCACAUUCUCAGAAUUCAGUAGUGCAGGAGAAACAGCCAGAUGUGCCUCCUUCAACUGAUGGUCAAGUAGUAGUAGAUCGUGGUAACACCACCAGCCAACAAGUUGAAGAUCAGCACCAAGACAGGGGUGUUGAGGUGACACAUCAAGAUAUCUCCAGGCCUGAGGGUAUUCCUCGCCAAGAACAAGUCAAUCAAGAAUCCUUUGUCGAAGAUGCAGGGGGCUGUUUGCAGGAACCUGAACCAAUGUCAAUCCAGGCACCUUCUUUGGACAGUACACGAAAUGAUAACAUGGACAUUGGGGAGGGUAAUGGCACUGCUGAGCAAGAAGGGUCAAUGCCGGAAUUUGUCAACUCAUCUGCAAGCACAAGGGUUGAUUUGCAACAGGAAGGGGGUUCUGAAGUGCCUUCUAAUGUCAAUGAUGCUACAGUAGAAGCUAUGGGUCAGGAUGGAUCUUCAGGCAAUCAAGCUGGUGACAUGCCAGCAAAUUUCGGCUUCAAUGUGUCUAAUUCAGGUGAUUCUCAUACUUCUCUGGUCCCAGAAAAUGUUGAUGUUGACAUGAAUUGCAUUGAUGAAGUAAAUCAAACUGGCCAUCCCAUGCCUGCUUUUGAAAAUGGUACAGAUGAGCCGUCAAGCCAAAACACAUUGGUUGCUCCAGAAGCUAAUCAGGCUGAACAAGUUACUUUGAACAAUGAGGCUCCUGGUGCUAAUGCAAUUGACCCUACAUUCUUGGAGGCUUUACCUGAAGAGUUGAGAGCGGAGGUUCUUGCUUCACAGCAAGCUCAGUCAGUUCAACCUCCUCCUUAUGCGCCACCUUCUGCGGAUGACAUUGAUCCUGAGUUUUUAGCCGCCCUUCCUCCGGAUAUUCAAGCAGAAGUUUUGGCUCAACAAAGAGCACAAAGAGUUGCACAACAGGCUGAAGGACAACCUGUUGACAUGGACAAUGCUUCAAUAAUUGCUACUUUUCCUGCUGAUUUACGGGAAGAGGUACUUUUAACUUCUUCAGAAGCAGUUUUGUCUGCAUUGCCUUCUCCACUACUGGCUGAAGCUCAAAUGCUAAGAGAUCGAGCAAUGAGUCAUUAUCAGGCUCGCAGCCUUUUCGGGAGCAGCCACAGGCUGAAUAAUAGGAGAAAUGGAUUGGGUUUUGACCGGCAUACAGUAAUGGACAGGGGUGUUGGAGUCACAAUUGGCCGGAGAGCAGUUUCUUCUAUUACAGAUAGCUUAAAGGGCAAGGAAAAUGAAGGCGAGCCACUUCUAGAUGCAAAUUCAUUGAAAGCCUUAAUUAGGCUUCUACGAUUAGCACAGCCCCUUGGCAAAGGACUCUUGCAGAGGCUCUUCUUAAUCCUUUGUACACACAGUGUUACAAGAGCAAUUUUAGUGCGUCUUUUGCUCGAUUUGAUCAAGCCUGAGGCUGAAGGCUCAGUCAGUGGAUUAGCUACUAUUAAUUCCCAAAGGCUUUAUGGUUGCCACUCAAAUGUUGUAUAUGGCAGAUCUCAGUUGUUAGAUGGUCUUCCUCCCUUGGUGUUGCGUCGGAUCCUUGAGAUCUUGACUUAUUUAGCUACAAAUCAUUCUGCAGUGGCAAAUAUGUUAUUCUACUUUGAUUUCUCAGGUGUUCCUCAGUCUUUAAGUCCCUUAAAUAUGGAUACCAAGAAGGACAAAGGCAAAGAGAAAAUCGGAGAAGGAGGAUUUUCAUCUAAUCCUGUCAACACCCAGGAUGGGGAUGUUCCCCUGAUAUUGUUUCUGAAGCUCCUUAAUCGACCUCAUUUCUUGCGUAGCACUGCUCAUCUUGAGCAGGUCAUGGACCUGCUUCAGGUUGUUGUUGAUAAUUCAGCUUCAAAAUUAGAGGUCCAUUCUCCCUCUGAAAGGGUUGAUGGGAAUUCCCAAAAUCUAUCUAUAAGUGAAACUUCUGGAGAUGGUCAGAAUGGUCGUCCUGUGGAACCAGAAUCUCAGCAAGAGGUUAAACCUGAUGGUGUUGGAUCAUCAACUUCAGAUGCAAACAAAAGUACAGAUACCCAUAGUAUUUUCUUGAAGCUGCCAGAAUCCGAUUUGCAUAAUCUUUGCAGUCUUCUUGGUCGUGAGGGGCUUUCAGAUAAAGUUUAUAUGCUUUCCAGUGAGGUGCUGAAGAAGUUGGCCUCAGUUGCAGUGACCCAUCGAAAGUUCUUUAUCUCAGAGCUUUCAGAAUUAGCUCAUGGUUUGAGUGCCUCAGCUGUCAGCGAGCUUGUCACUCUCCGGAAUACACAGAUGUUGGGUUUGAGUGCUGGUUCUAUGGCUGGGUCGGCAAUCUUACGAGUAUUGCAAUCACUUUGCUCACUCACUUCACCUGGUACAAAUGAGAAUUCAGUUUUGGAGAAUGAUGCAGAGCAGGAGGAGCAUGCCACCAUGUGGAAGCUAAAUAUUGCACUUGAGCCAUUGUGGCAAGAAUUGAGUGACUGUAUAAGUGCCACUGAAACACAGUUGGGCCAGAGCUCUUUUUGUCCAACCAUGUCCACUAUAAAUAUUGGGGACCAUGUACAAGGUUCCUCUUCUUCAUCUCCUCUUCCUCCUGGAACCCAGAGACUGCUUCCUUUUAUGGAGGCAUUUUUUGUGUUGUGUCAAAAGCUACAAGCAAACCACUCUAUUACACUGCAAGAUCAAGCUAAUGUGACUGCAAGAGAAGUCAAAGAGUCUGCUGGAAAUUCAGAUCCUUCAGGUACUAAGUUUUAUAGCUGUGGGGAUUCUCAGAGGAAGCUUGAUGGUGCUGUCACAUUUACAAGGUUUGCAGAGAAGCAUCGCCGUCUUUUGAAUGCAUUUAUCAGACAGAAUCCAGGGCUGUUGGAGAAAUCCCUUACUAUGAUGUUGAAGGCACCACGGCUAAUUGAUUUUGAUAACAAGAGAGCAUAUUUCCGAUCAAGAAUUAGGCAACAGCAUGAGCAACAUCUCUCCGGUCCGCUGCGAAUAAGUGUUCGUCGUGCUUAUGUUUUGGAAGAUUCUUACAAUCAGUUGAGAAUGCGUCCUAAUCAGGACAUGAAGGGACGAUUAAAUGUCCAAUUCCAAGGGGAAGAGGGUAUUGAUGCUGGUGGUCUAACGCGAGAAUGGUAUCAAUUACUAUCAAGGGUUAUAUUUGACAAAGGUGCAUUGCUUUUCACUACUGUCGGAAACAAUGCAACUUUCCAGCCAAACCCCAAUUCUGUAUACCAGACGGAACAUCUUUCUUACUUUAAAUUUGUGGGCCGCGUGGUUGCAAAGGCAGUAUUUGAUGGGCAACUUUUGGAUGUUUAUUUCACUCGAUCCUUCUACAAGCACAUACUUGGUGUAAAGGUGACAUACCAUGAUAUAGAAGCCGUGGAUCCUGAUUACUACAAGAAUUUGAAAUGGAUGUUAGAGAAUGAUGUGAGUGAUAUUCCUGACCUGACGUUUAGCAUGGAUGCGGAUGAAGAAAAGCAUAUUCUUUAUGAGAAAAACCAGGUGACUGAUUAUGAGCUUAAACCUGGAGGACGAAAUAUCAGGGUUACGGAAGAAACUAAGCACGAGUAUGUAGACCUUGUAGCUGAUCAUAUUUUGACAAAUGCUAUUCGUCCACAAAUUAAUUCUUUCUUGGAGGGGUUCAAUGAAUUGGUUCCACGCGAGCUUAUCUCGAUUUUUAAUGAUAAAGAGCUUGAGCUACUUAUCAGUGGUCUUCCGGAGAUUGAUUUGGAUGACUUGAAGGCAAACACCGAGUACACUGGCUAUACAGCAGCAUCUAGUGUUGUACAAUGGUUUUGGGAGGUGGUUAAAUGUUUCAACAAGGAGGACAUGGCAAGACUGCUUCAAUUUGUAACUGGCACAUCAAAGGUUCCAUUGGAAGGUUUCAAGGCUUUGCAAGGCAUCUCUGGUCCUCAGAGGUUUCAGAUUCACAAGGCAUAUGGAGCUCCUGACAGGCUGCCCUCUGCUCAUACAUGCUUUAAUCAACUAGACCUUCCUGAGUAUACCUCUAAGGAUCAGCUUCAUGAACGGUUGAUGCUUGCUAUUCAUGAAGGGAGUGAAGGAUUUGGCUUUGGCUGACCGAAAGAGUCUCGACUGAUUUGUUGCCCCAGUAUGCCAGUCAUCUGUCUCAAGUACCAUGUACAUAUGAAAGAGCCGGUACUGAUUUAGAGCUUUCAGAAUUACAAUCACCAAGGAUACGAGGAUGGUUUUGGUGAAUGAAAGCAUCGUCUGUUUAUUAGAGGGCGGUGAAGGAAUGAUGCUUUUAGAUGAUCAUACUAUUCUUGCUGGCUCAUGUGUGCUCCUCAAUGGCAAUGGCUGGGAAAUUUUAUUCUUUUGCGAAUUCUUUACUUGUCAGAAAAUUGGGGAGCGUACGAAUGUUGAUAGAAAUUAUGUUUUAUUGUUAAUAUAUUAGUAUUCAUGUUAUGAGUUCAAUCUGCUUUAGAUUAGGCAGUCUCUUUCUGUGGCCUGGAAGUUGGUAAUAAGGUUAGGUGGAAGUUGGUAAUAAGCUUAGGAAUCUGUAUAUGUAAUAGAAUCAUUUCCAGAUGGAUUCAUUUUGGGUUUUACUUAUUCAAGGCCAGAAAGGUGAUUCCAGUUUUGCUCUUCA